AUGUCCGACAAGCCGCAGAAGCCCCUCCCCUUCGUCUACCAGUUCGCCGCCGGUGCGGUGGCUGGUGUGUCUGAGCUCCAGAGCGGUGCCGCUACCGCUGGUGCCGAGCACUACAAUGGCAUGGUCGACUGCUUCCGCAAGAUCAUCAAGCAGGAGGGCUUCAAGACCCUGUACCGUGGUAUCUCCGCACCCAUCCUGAUGGAGGCCCCCAAGCGUGCGACCAAGUUCGCUGCCAAUGACAGCUGGGGUGCCUUCUACCGCGACUUGUUCAAGGUGGAGAAGCAGACCCAGAGUUUGGCUGUUCUAACCGGUGCCACCGCUGGUGCCACUGAGUCGUUUGUUGUUGUUCCCUUCGAGCUGGUCAAGAUUCGUCUGCAAGACAAGGCUUCCGCCGGCAAGUACAACGGUAUGCUUGAUGUUGUGAAGAAGAUUGUGCAGACUGAGGGCCCAUUGGCCAUGUACAACGGUCUCGAGUCGACCCUGUGGCGUCACAUCCUCUGGAACGCCGGUUACUUCGGCUGUAUCUUCCAGAUUCGCUCACAGCUGCCCACCCCCGAGCCCGGCAACAAGAGCCAGCAGACCCGUAACGACCUGAUUGCCGGUUCCAUUGGUGGUAUCGCUGGUACUCUCCUCAACACCCCCAUGGACGUUGUCAAGUCCCGCAUCCAGAACACCACCAAGGUUCCCGGCCAGAUUCCCAAGUACAACUGGGCCUGGCCUGCUCUUGGCACGGUCAUGAAGGAGGAGGGUUUCGCCGCUCUGUACAAGGGCUUCGCCCCUAAGGUGCUGCGUCUCGGACCUGGUGGUGGUAUCCUGCUUGUCGUCUUCACCAAUGUGAUGGACUUCUUCCGCAAGAUGCGCGACGAGUAA
Penicillium pulvis is the source of this 870-nucleotide messenger RNA. RefSeq names its product putative mitochondrial 2-oxodicarboxylate carrier protein. The record is from RefSeq and is a predicted model, not a curated record. Lineage: Eukaryota; Fungi; Ascomycota; Eurotiomycetes; Eurotiales; Aspergillaceae. The coding region runs from base 1 to 870 and encodes 289 amino acids. The transcript has 3 exons.